AUGUGUUCUGGAAAUGUCACUGUCGUGACAGAAUUCGUUCUUCUGGGACUCACAGAUGAUCCACUGCUAGAGAAGAUCCUGUUCGGGGUGUUUCUGGUGAUCUACCUGAUCACGCUGUCAGGAAAUCUCUGCAUGAUUGUGCUCAUCAGGACCAAUUCCCACCUCCAAACCCCCAUGUAUUUCUUCCUGAGUCACCUCUCCUUUGUAGACAUCUGCUACUCUUCCAACGUGAGCCCCAAUAUGCUGUAUGACUUCCUCUCGGACACGAAGACCAUCUCCUACGCCGGCUGCUUCACGCAGUGUCUGCUCUUCAUCGCGCUGGUCAUCACGGAGUUUUACAUCCUCGCCUCCAUGGCACUGGACCGCUACGUGGCCAUCUGCAGCCCGUUACACUACACCACCAGGAUGUCCAAGAACAUCUGUCUGUCUCUGGUCACCUUCACUUACGUCUACGGCUUCCUGAACGGACUGUCGCAGGCCCUGCUGACCUUUCACUUGUCCUUCUGUGGCCCCUUUGAGAUCAACCACUUCUACUGCGCGGAUCCUCCCCUCAUAACCCUGGCCUGCUCUGACGCCUCUGGCAAGAAGAUGGCAAUGUUCGUGGUGGCUGGCUUCACCCUCUCCAGCUCGCUCUUCAUCAUUCUGCUGUCCUACCUUUUCAUCAUUGCCGCCAUCCUAAGGAUGCGUUCUGCAGAAGGAAGGCGCAAGGCCUUUUCUACCUGCGGAUCCCACCUGACAACUGUCGUCGGGUUCUACGGGACCCUCUUCUGCAUGUACCUGAGGCCCCCUUCUGAGAAGUCCGUCGAAGAGUCCAAAAUCUUUGCAGUCUUUUACACAUUUCUAAGCCCCAUGCUGAACCCCCUCAUCUACAGCCUAAGGAACAAGGAUGUGAUCCGUGCCUUAAAACAGCUGGUGAAGGGAAAUCUCAUGCACAAAACUGUAGCUUAG
This is a messenger RNA of Sorex araneus (European shrew), 948 nucleotides long. Its product is annotated as olfactory receptor 5M10-like. Gene Ontology annotation, cellular component: membrane. The coding region runs from base 1 to 948 and encodes 315 amino acids. NCBI's taxonomy places the organism in Eukaryota, Metazoa, Chordata, Mammalia, Eulipotyphla, Soricidae. The record is from RefSeq and is a predicted model, not a curated record. Gene Ontology annotation, biological process: G protein-coupled receptor signaling pathway; sensory perception of smell. Gene Ontology annotation, molecular function: odorant binding; olfactory receptor activity; G protein-coupled receptor activity. The transcript has a single exon.